Molecule: messenger RNA, 3032 nt
Organism: Syzygium oleosum
Lineage: Eukaryota; Viridiplantae; Streptophyta; Magnoliopsida; Myrtales; Myrtaceae
Product: cryptochrome-1
Exons: 5
Coding region: 770-2632 (620 amino acids)
Biological process (GO): entrainment of circadian clock by photoperiod; circadian regulation of gene expression; blue light signaling pathway
Cellular component (GO): cytoplasm; nucleus
Molecular function (GO): FAD binding; DNA binding; blue light photoreceptor activity
Source: RefSeq, a predicted model, not a curated record
CCGACAACUUCCCCCGUUUUGAUCUCUGCCACCAGUGAGUUCGCUGAGGCUUGGUUUACUUAGUGCGCGAUGGCCUCGGUCCUGGGGAAUUAUUGAAUGGGAAACGCUGUAACUCGAUGGCGAUGUCUCUGCGGUGUAGCUGGAUCGAGUAGAGGCCAAAGGUGUUUCGGAUCUCGAGGUUGCUCCAGAGGCGAGUGACUCAAAUGGGUAUCUGAUACUUCAUCCAGAAUCGUCUGUGCCAGUAAGCUUGUGGCUCUUUUUCUAGAGUCUGAAGACCCCUUUGAUUCAUUGAAUCUGAUUUGAUGGUUCUUGUGGGUUCUCUCCCUUGAGGUUGUUGCUAGAGAUGCCUAAGAAAGGUUGAGUAGGAGACAACUGAUGGGGGUGCUUAAAUCUUGAUAGCUCAGCGGGUACUCAGUAAGUUUUUUUGGGAGUACUGAGAUAUUUUCCUGAAAGUUUGGUAUAGUUUCUGGGUUGUGGUAGUUGCAUAGUUCCUUUGAGUGGUUUUUCAAGUUGCUCGGUAAUCAACAGAAUUAGCAGUCGACAAUUUCGGUGUAUUGGGGCAAUUAGACUCUCCUUCGGUUAGGUCUCUAUUCAAAUAGUGUGCUCUGUGAAGAAUGCAAUCAAUUUGAGUCAUCCUCAAACUCAAGAGUCAUAUUGGUACAUUUCGUUUCAGUUUGAGAGGGAAUUCCCGGGUUGAAAUUCUUGAAAAUCGUGAAGCAGCAUCUUUGUUUCCCAAACUUAGAGUAGCUGCUCCUGAGCUUAUUCAGGAAUGGCUGGCAACAAGAUCAUUGUUUGGUUUAGGAGGGACCUCAGAAUUGAGGAUAAUCCAGCAUUAUCUGCUGCUGCUAGAGACGGUCGUGUGCUUCCCGUGUUCAUAUGGUGUCCGAAAGAAGAAGGGCAAUUCUACCCAGGUCGGGUUUCGCGGUGGUGGCUAAAGCAUUCUCUAUUAUACCUGUCUCAGUCCCUCAAAUCUCUGGGUUCUCAACUUUUGCUGAUUAAAGCCGAUAGCACACUUGCUGCGCUUUUGGCUUGCAUCGAUUCUGUGGGUGCAACAAGAGUGGUCUUUAAUCAUCUUUAUGAUCCUGUUUCACUGGUUCGUGACCAUCAUAUCAAGGAGCAAUUAGUGGAACUUGGUAUUUCCGUGCAAAGCUAUAAUGCAGACUUGUUAUAUGAACCAUGGGAAGUGUACGACGAGAAAGGGCUUGCUUUUACGAUGUUUGACGCAUACUGGAACACCUGCAUGCACAUGCAAAUGGAACCCGUCACUCAUGCUCCUGUCUGGCGCUUAGAGCCGUUGCCAACUUCAGGAAUGAUUGAAAAUUGUUCGAUUGAAGACCUGGGUCUCGAAGAUGAAACAGAAAGAUCUAGCAACGCAUUAUUAGGAAGAGGAUGGUCCCCGGGUUGGGGCCACGCUGAUAAGGCUUUGACCGAGUUUAUCGAGCAUCAUCUGGUCAGUUAUGCUGAAAAUAGGUUGAAGGUAGGGGGUAACUCAACAUCCCUCUUGUCUCCGUAUCUCCAUUUUGGAGAAGUCAGUGUAAGGAAAGUCUUCCAAUCCACUCGUCUGAAGCAAAUUCUGUGGGCGAAAGAAGGCAAUUCUAGUGGGGAAGAAUGCGCGACUCUUUUUCUCAGGGCCAUCGGGCUUCGGGAGUAUUCGCGCUACCUUUGUUUCAACUUCCCGUUUACUCACGAAAAACCUCUGCUGAGCAAUUUGAAAUAUUUCCCGUGGCGCCCCGAUCAGACCUCUUUUAAGGCUUGGAGACAGGGCCGCACCGGCUAUCCGCUAGUCGAUGCGGGAAUGAGAGAGCUCUGGGCGACUGGGUGGAUACAUAACAGGAUAAGAGUGAUCGUUGCGAGCUUCGCUGUGAAGUUCCUGCUGCUCCCCUGGAAAUGGGGCAUGAAGUAUUUCUGGGACACACUUUUGGAUGCGGACUUAGAAAGCGAUAUCCUCGGUUGGCAAUAUAUUUCUGGGAGCUUACCGGACGGGCAUGAGCUUGAGCGUAUGGAUUGUCCUGAGGUUCAAGGAUGCAAGUUCGAUCCAGAAGGAGAAUAUGUUAGACAGUGGCUGCCUGAGCUAGCAAGAAUGCCAACGGAGUGGAUCCACCAUCCAUGGGACGCGCCCACCAGCGUGCUCAAAGCUUCAGGGGUUGAAUUGGGACUAAACUACCCGAAACCCAUAAUCGACGUGGACGCUGCCCGAGCACGCUUAACAGAAGCCAUUUUCAAAAUGUGGGAACUGGAAGCAACCGCCAGAGCGUGUAGCUCUAACUACACCGAUGAAGUAGUUGGAGACAAUUCCGAGGGAGAUGAGAACUCGAGCAUUCCGAAGGUUGUUUUAAAGGACAGGGCUACUUCUUUUACUAUUUCGUCUAACGAUCAGAGAGUUCCUUCGAUUCAGAAUUUAAAGGGCAGUCUUGUUUGCAAGAAGAGGCCAAAUGAGAUUGCGGUCAAUGAAUUGCGGCCGGUCCAUGAUAACUUGCAGGACCAACCGGGGAGCUCGAGAAGGGAUGAGGAAGAGUGCUCCACAGCGGAAUCUUCGGCAGCUAAAAGACAGACAAUUAGCAGAGAAUCGUUCUCGGUACCCCAGUCUUCUUCCUCGUUGAACGGCUUGACUUCGAACGAGCAGGAGAUUUGAUGUUUUAACUUGAAGCAGAAGUUCCAAGAACAAGUAGACAUUGAACAAGAAUUGCUUCCUCUAACGGUCAUUGAAUCCAUCUCUGCUGUUGGUUCCUGACUUCAGAAAAUACCUUGCUUUGUCAUGAGACUCUGUUCACGUGAUGCUGUGAGUAAAAUCAUGACGGACGUGUGUGGAUCCGAUCUUCGUCAUCGUUUAUGUGUGCAUGCUAAUAAACGUAGCAAGUUUUUUACUUUGUUCGCUUCUGCUUGCAAAUCUCUCUUUGAGACCACAUGAACAGUUUUAAACAUGGUCUGUAAUUCGCCCACAAGGGUUUUGCACUGAAGGUGAAAGUUCUCAAAGUCAUGUACAUCUAAUGCAGGUAGAAGCUCAACACAGAAGCAUCCUCAUUUAAAGUUUA